AUGGGUCUUGGCAUUUUAGACGAUCCUCACCUCGAUCAUGUUCCAGGCACAGCCUUGCUGGCUGACAUGAUCGAUGCGGAGGAGCACCAUAUAGGACGUGAUACUUCUGGCCUCAAACAUGGCACUGGCCGCAACAAAGACAUCGUAUUGGUUCCCCAGCCUAGCGAAUCUCCCAGAGACCCCUUGAAUUGGUCUACGAGGAAGAAAGACCUACUAUUGCUCAUCAUUGCGCUCCAAACGGGAGUGACAGGAGCUUGGGGUCCUAUGAUCUCGCCUGGAUAUGUGCAGAUGUCGAUUCAAUUUGGAAUAUCCUACAACAAGCUAAAUGGUGGGCUUGGAUGGGCGAUUUUUGCGAUUGGAAUUUCCUGUUUUGUCACCAAUGGACUUUCCGUUAAAUACGGUCGCCGCCCUGUGAUAAUUCUUGGCAAUCUUUUACUCUUCAUUUCGUCACUGUGGGGAUACUUCGCACACAGUUAUAACUCUCUUCUGGCGAGUCGGAUCUUUGGUGCCAUUGGUAUGAGCCCAUUCGAAGUUCUGACAACCGCAAUUAUCGGCGACAUCUACUUUGUCCACGAGAGAGGCCUCCGCCUGGCGUUCUGGGGCCUCUGUCUUAGCGUUGGAGUUGGUGGAGGAUCUGUCAUUUCAGGGUACAUCAUUCAGGACCUUGGCUGGAAUUGGACCUACGGCAUUUGUGCCUGUCUAUACGGAGCAUUUAUUCCGGCGAUCUUUUUCUGGGUCCCUGAAACUGUUUAUAAGCGAGAUCCCGCAUACAACCUUGAUCUAGGGACAAAAGAUCACACCUUCGACACACUGGAUGCCAAAGAAAAGACCCCCGACGUCAUGCAAGAAAUCAAGGCCGAUGAUCAACAAGUCGAAUCUACCAAUCCAGGGGAUAGGAUCACAGUCAAUGCAGUUUAUACCGGUGCCGAUGAAAAGCCUUACACAUUCUGGGAGGAAUUGCGAAUUAUCAGGGGCACCGAAUCAGACGAAAAUCUUAUAUGGAUCAUUCUGCGGCCAUUCGGGAUGCUCCUAUUCCCGCAGGUGCUCUAUGGCUUUAUCACAUAUGGCCUUUCAACCUCGUGGUUGAUUGUGAUGAUCAGUGUUAUGGCACAACUCUUCAGCGCCCCACCCUACAAUUUCUCAGUCUCUGCAAUCGGCCUCAUCAGUAUAGGCCCUUUGAUCGCCGCACUUCUGGGCUUUGUCGCUGGCCCUUUGAAUGACUGGACAGUGAAGAAAUUGGCACGCUGGAACAAGGGCAUCUAUGAGCCCGAAUUCCGACUAUCCCUGAAUGUGCUAACCCUGAUCUUUGGUGUUGCUGGCUUUUUCGGUUUUGGAGCUUGCUUACAAUAUCAGACUCCGUGGAUCGGUCCAGUAUUUCUAUACAGCCUUAUCUGGUUCGCCAUGUCGUUCCUAAAUAUUGGUAUCUACGGCUAUAUCACUGAAUGCCAUCGAAAUAAAGCACCAGAGGCUUUUGCGUCAAUCAACCUACGCAACAUUUACUCCUUCGGUAUGAAUUAUUUCAUUUCCGACUGGAUCUCCAAACAAGGGCCUCUACAGGUAUUUAGCACCGUUGGUGGAUUGCACAUAUUCAUCUGUCUUUUGACGAUCCCUAUGUGGAUCUACGGUAAGCGAUGCAGAAGCCUUACGGCGCGCAAUCGCUUCUUCAAGAAGAUUCAGGAGAGUUAG
Molecule: messenger RNA, 1686 nt
Organism: Exophiala aquamarina CBS 119918
Lineage: Eukaryota; Fungi; Ascomycota; Eurotiomycetes; Chaetothyriales; Herpotrichiellaceae
Exons: 5
Coding region: 1-1686 (561 amino acids)
Biological process (GO): transmembrane transport
Molecular function (GO): transmembrane transporter activity
Source: RefSeq, a predicted model, not a curated record